AUGGAGUCCCACGACACUUCCACCACCCAACCCGACGACCGCGUCGAGCUUAACGUCGGCGGCGUCAUCUUCCAGACUACCGCCUCCACCCUCCGCUCCGGCGGUCCUGAUUCCCUCCUUGCCGUCCUCUCCGGUGCCGGCCGCCGGCCCAUCUUCAUCGACCGCGAUCCGGAGAUAUUCUCCGUCUUGCUCUUCAUCCUUCGCACCGGCUCCCUCCCCUCCACUGCCCGCCGCUUCCCCAUGAGGGAGCUAGCGGAGGAGGGACUCUACUAUGGGAUUGAGCCCCUCCUCCGAGCUGCGGCGGCCCCGCGUCCGCUCAUCGGUUUCGACGCUGCUCCCGUCGCCGACAUCCGCCCGGCCGCCGACGGGGUGGCGACCGCGUUUUCUGCUGGAGCCGAGGACGGCUCCCUCUGGAUCGCCCACGGCGGGCAGAUCUCCUCCUAUGACUGGACCCUCUCCCACGCCGGCACCGUCCGGACGCACCUCGACGAUAUCACAUCACUCCGCCGCGCUUGGCAGGACGUCGCUGUUGUCGGGUCUGCAGAGUCCCCCGGGCUCCACCUCUACGACACCGCCCGCGGCCGCCACAUUGGUGCCGUCCACUGGACCGACGCAUCCGACCCCAGGGUCUACAAGGCCACGGUUUCCGCGAUAGCCGCCGACCCCGGGUCCGACGGCGACACCAUCUACGCCGCCUUCGAGUGCCCUCACCGCGAGAACUGCAUCCUUGCCGUGGACCGUGCUACGCUGCGGCCCUCUGGUGAGAUCGGGCGGCUCAGUGGGAGCUCCAUCAAAUCGACCGUGGCGACGAAGCUGGUGACGGUUCGGGGCCGAGGGCUGCUCUUUGCGUCCGCUGUCAGCGCGGGGGCCUUUGGGUACUCGGGCUACAUGAGGCUGUGGGAUCCCCGGACGAGGGAGGCAGUAUGGGAGACGACGGAGCCCGGGUCCGGGAGGAGCAGUACUCGAUUCGGAGACUCUUUUGCCGACGCGGACGUCGACUGGGAGGAGCCCUCGCCGGCCAUCUACAAGGUAUGCUGGAAAUCGGGGGACGUAGGGGUCGCGGACCUCAGGAUGCUGGGGGACGACCCCUGGGUGUACCUCGAGGAGCGGAGCGCAGGGCUGAGGAGCGACAGUGGCGGCGAGGGCGGCAUCUUGCAUUGCUACAAGAAGCAGGUCUUUGUGAGCAGAACCGAGGGAUUGGAGGUGUGGUCACCGAUCGAUGAGCGAGACGAGGAGGAGAGGGCGGCGGCGGUGGUGGUGGCGGCGGGGGCGGAGGAGGAGCAGAGAAAACCGGCGUUCCGGAGGAACUUUGUGGAUAGGGUGGAGCACGCAGCACGGGGGGUGAUAAGGAGGAUGGAAGGUGGUGGCGACCGGUUGUUUGUGAGCAGGGAGGGCGCGGAGGGUGUGGAGGUGUGGGAGAGCUCAGACUCGGUAGGAACUAUUGCCGUUACGCCGGACUGA
This is a messenger RNA of Spirodela intermedia, 1461 nucleotides long. NCBI's taxonomy places the organism in Eukaryota, Viridiplantae, Streptophyta, Magnoliopsida, Alismatales, Araceae. The record is from the annotation of a GenBank genome assembly.